Messenger RNA from Monoraphidium neglectum, 257 nucleotides. RefSeq lists its product as hypothetical. The record is from RefSeq and is a predicted model, not a curated record. The transcript has a single exon. Lineage: Eukaryota; Viridiplantae; Chlorophyta; Chlorophyceae; Sphaeropleales; Selenastraceae. The annotation marks the transcript as partial.
AUGCAGCUUUCUCAACACCGUGUCCCAUGCGUGGCCAAGCGCCCGAGCAACGUGCGGCCGGUGGCGCCCACAGUCGCGCCGCGAUGGCGCACCGCGCCGCACCCCUCUGUGGCCGCCAGCGCUGUCGCGGCCGAGCCUGUUGUGGACGUGAAAGGCGCCCGAACCCCUUCUACCGAGGCCCCUUCCCCAGCCGCACCCCAGGCAGCAGUUGCGCCUGCCCACGAGGCCCCCAAAGCGUUUUCGUGGACAAAGCAGUG